UCCAGCAAAAAAUCGCUUAGCUGGGCAAUACAAAAUUGUUUAUAAACUGAGCCCUCUCUAUUAAUAAGGUUGCCAUAUUAAUAACUGUAAUCAUGGCUAAUGGUUCUCAAGGUCGGGCCAAGGAUUUUGACUUCAAGACGCUUUGCGAGACCUUUGCUGAGAUCUGUCCGGAUUUUCAAAGUGCCACCGGAUCGGAUAAGUUAGAAAGCUUGGACUUUGCCAACCGUGUGCUUUUUCAAUUGGGUCCCAAGAUGCGGCAGUUGAAGCAGAGCGGCAAUGAUCAGAUGUGGCGUCUGGUGUUCAAUGGCGGUGGGAGCGUCUAUGUAUAUACGUAUACGUUCCAGAAACCGAUCAGCGGACAGCCACGGCUUGGUGGAGGCAAGCUAUAUCUGACUGUAAAGCAGGCGGGCUUGCUGGCGGUUAAGAAGUUGUGUGCUCUUUUGCCCGAGUUUUAUAACCCGCGAGAUAAAAUUCUGCUGACUCCGCUCGCCAGAGCUGUAUUUGAUCCCUCAAAUAUUCAGAAGAUUGCCAGUGGACUGACCAAUAUUCUUGGGCAGAGAGUGGAUUGUAAUGAAGUGGUGCGUGCUGUGAUCAGCAGCUGUCAGACCGAUGGUUUCCAUUUGGAGCAUAGCAAGAGCCACAUUGCCGUAGUGGCCGUCGGUGUCAGUACUCGUGAUUUUGCAGAACGCAAAAAGCUUCGAAAGAAGACCGUAAAACAGUACUUGAAUUAUGGCAAGUUAUUUGAUCCAAAUCAGUACAAGAUUUACACCAGAUUCUCUAGGAUGACUGCCCAAAUCGCUGCAGAACCACCACUUUCCGAUCCAGAUCCAGAGCCCAGUGUCAAACCAAGAGUGCUUAACGUUAGUGGGGUAUUAAGUUCCAUUGCCAAGGCAGCCGAUGAUCCAUUGAGUGGCGAGACCAUCUACAUGAAGUUUAAAGCUCCUCUUAAUCAGGGAAAGAGAGCAGAAGUGGAGGCUAUGCCAACGUCAAUGGAUAUCCGUCUGGAAGGGACAAGCAUGGAGAACGUAAGAUCCAAAAUACUGGCAUCAUGUCAAACAUCCAGUUGGUCAACUGAUGGCUGGUAAAAUUGAUGAUGAUUUAUAAUUUUUAAAUAUUUU
Messenger RNA from Drosophila eugracilis, 1118 nucleotides. RefSeq lists its product as uncharacterized. Lineage: Eukaryota; Metazoa; Arthropoda; Insecta; Diptera; Drosophilidae. The record is from RefSeq and is a predicted model, not a curated record. The transcript has 2 exons. The coding region runs from base 93 to 1085 and encodes 330 amino acids.